AUGGCUUUCCAUGUUAGAUCAAACAGUUUUCCAUCUAAAUCUCAUCCAGCAAUUGCUAAUGUUGAAGAUAAUAUUUGCAGGCUUAAGUCCUUGAAAGAAGCAUCAGUAUCAUCUUCUUCCAUAUGCACACAGUUGGUCAGCCUCAGAGAUUUGCACGAAGAUAUUAAUAAUUUGAUUCAACUUCAAUCUGUCCAGCAAGCCCUUACCGAUGAAACUUGUGCCAGAGAGUUGCUUGAUGGAUCUCUGAAGCUUGUCGACAUUUGUGGAAUUGCUCGAGACGUUAUAAUUUUGAUGAAGGAAUCUGUUCAAGAUCUCCAAUCGUCUUUGAGGAGAAAUAGAGGCAUGGAUGCAUAUAUGGCUUCAAGGAAAAAGAUUGACAAAAUGGUAAAAAACUGCAUCAAAAAUUUGAAGAAUUUGGAACAAAGCUCUGCAAACAAGGACAACAAUCUUAAGGCCAUUGCAACCGUUCUGAAAGAAUCACAGGUCAUUGGCUUUUCCAUCCUCAAGUCUGCAUUGACCAUUUUUGCAUCAAAGCAAAAAACUUGGUCCCUGCUUUCCAAGUUCACCCAAUCAAGCCACGUACACUCUGAAACAGAAGAAGAGAGCAAUUCUCAGGAAUUGUAUGGCUUGAAUAUCAACAAAUUGCGAAAAGACAUGGACACAGUAUCUGUGCAAAAUGUCACGAAGCAGUUGAAUGCAUCAGAAAUGACCAUCCAGGAACUUGAAGAGAACUUAGAAGCCUUCUUUAGGAGUUUACUCAAAAUUAGAGUUUCUCUUCUUAAUGUCCUGAGCAACUAG
Molecule: messenger RNA, 798 nt
Organism: Fraxinus pennsylvanica
Lineage: Eukaryota; Viridiplantae; Streptophyta; Magnoliopsida; Lamiales; Oleaceae
Source: the annotation of a GenBank genome assembly